GUGCUGAAUUUGGUAACCGCUGGUAACCGAUGGUUCUUGAAUUCAUAUAUAAUGUAAUCUGACUUCACUCCCUAUAAAACUCUCUCAUUCUCAAACCGUCCUGUCCUUCCUCAACUUUCUUUAAGUUUCUUUGUCUUGUUUAGAUCCCUCCUUUCCCCAAACACACAAAGAACACAAUGAGGUUCGCGUCUGUCCUUGCUCUUGCCGUGGCCGCUACUGUCGUAAGCGCGGAGACCAAUGCUGAAAGAAUGGUGCGCGGUCUUCCCCCUAUGGCUCCCGCUCGUCGCGCCACGCCCGUCGAGGGCGCCAAGCGCUCCGCCCCCUCAGGUGGUGGUGGCCAGUGCAACACUGGCUCUACCCAGUGUUGCGAUUCUGUUACAAAGUCUGGCUAUGGCACCCCCCUCGACGACUUGUUGUCUCUCAUGAGCAUUGACGUCCCUAAUGAUACUCCUUGUGGUCAAAACUGCUCCCCCAUCAGCGCUUUCGGGGGUGGCAAGGGCGCUAACUGCAACCAACAACCUGUUUGCUGUGAGGACAAUUCUUACAAUGGCCUCGUGAAUAUUGGUUGCUCGCCCAUCAACUGGUGAAACAAUCGCCGCGUUUGGUGUUCGGUUCCAUGCCUACACACGUUCCACUCGUUUUUCUGUUUGAUACGCAUAAAAGUCGCUUGUCCGCGGCUUUGGACUUUUUCACCUUCGCAAGGCAUAGCCUACGUUAUUGUUUUGUUGCGUUUUUGUUACCUCGUGCAGUGGUCGCUUAUGGCUAUGCUUUUCCUGUAAUAGACUGGUACAGUGACUAGGAUAAAAUAGCUGGUGUGGUGACUGUAAACAUUGUUAUUUCUUCCGCCAUUUUACUAAUCAACGGUGAUUAUGAUCCACGAUCAUGAC
Molecule: messenger RNA, 887 nt
Organism: Suillus fuscotomentosus
Lineage: Eukaryota; Fungi; Basidiomycota; Agaricomycetes; Boletales; Suillaceae
Product: hydrophobin
Exons: 4
Coding region: 177-587 (136 amino acids)
Cellular component (GO): fungal-type cell wall
Molecular function (GO): structural constituent of cell wall
Source: RefSeq, a predicted model, not a curated record